UCUCCAUUCCCGACGAUGCUUCUCCUUAAACCCAUUUCUCUCCCCCUCCUCCUCCUCCUCUCCCUCGUUCUCAUUCCGGCAACCGCAAUCCGAUCAUUCCCGGACCCGCAAACCGGAAAGGAAAAAGGAUUCAUCAUGGAUUUCUCAGAAGCUCCGGAAUACACGAACGGAAUCAGCUGCCCUGUUCUUCUGGGCUCCAACGACAGAGCAGGAAAGGAGGUUUGCGAUUCCUCCCUCGUCCACGUCGCGAUGACGAUCGAUUCCGAGUACUUGCGCGGCACCAUUGCCGCCGUCCACUCUGUUUUCAAGCACGCUUCCUGCCCGGAAAACACAUUCUUCCACUUCGUCGCCUCCGACUCCAGCGCCGUCGAUUCCCACCACCUCUCCCGCAUUCUGAAAUCGACUUUUCCGUCGCUUAAUUUCCGAGUCUAUGUGUUCAGAGAGAGCUUGGUGAGUCAUCUGAUUUCGUCUUCGAUUCGACGAGCUCUCGAGAACCCAUUGAACUACGCGCGGAGCUACUUAGCUGAUUUGCUCGACCCCUGCGUCGAACGCGUGAUUUAUCUCGACUCCGACGUCGUUGUUGUCGACGAUAUCCAGAAGUUAUGGGAGAUUACCUUAUCGGGGUCGAGAGUGAUCGGAGCUCCGGAGUACUGCCACGCGAAUUUCACCAAGUAUUUCUCCGACGAAUUCUGGAAAGAUUCCGAGCUCUCCAAGGUGUUCGACCGAAAGCGCCCGUGCUAUUUCAACACCGGCGUGAUGGUGAUCGACUUGGCGAGAUGGAGAGCCGGAGGGUUCACGAGAAAGAUCGAGACUUGGAUGGAGAUUCAGAAGGAGAAGAGGAUUUACGAGCUGGGUUCUCUUCCGCCGUUUCUACUGGUUUUCGGCGGCGACGUGGAGGCGAUUCACCACCGGUGGAACCAGCACGGCCUGGGCGGCGAUAAUUUGAUGAACAGUUGCAGGUCUCUGCAUCCGGGUCCGGUGAGUUUGCUGCAUUGGAGCGGGAGAGGGAAGCCAUGGACGCGGCUGGAUUUGGGAAUGCCUUGCCCUGUCGAUCUUCUGUGGGCCCCUUACGAUCUCUACAAACACCAUCAAAGUCAGCUUCAGGAUCUGCAUCUUCUUCAACAUCACCACCAUCAACAAUUUUUGAUGUUGUAGCAUUAAUUAGCACAGGAUUAUUUGUUUGAUUAUUUAUUUAAUUUUUUACAGAAAUUCGUUGAUAAAUAGGAGGAAAUAUUAUUUUUACCGGAUGUAAAUAGGGAGGGAGAUUUGAACAGAGUGAAGAGUUUGGAACAUAUUGUUCCAUUUUAGCCAAUUUAAUUAAUUUUUUUUCCCAA
Messenger RNA from Pyrus x bretschneideri (Chinese white pear), 1334 nucleotides. RefSeq names its product probable galacturonosyltransferase-like 10. NCBI's taxonomy places the organism in Eukaryota, Viridiplantae, Streptophyta, Magnoliopsida, Rosales, Rosaceae. Gene Ontology annotation, molecular function: glycosyltransferase activity. The transcript has a single exon. Gene Ontology annotation, cellular component: Golgi apparatus. The coding region runs from base 16 to 1155 and encodes 379 amino acids. The record is from RefSeq and is a predicted model, not a curated record.